Messenger RNA from Sander lucioperca (pikeperch), 5273 nucleotides. It is a transcript of the gene tfeb, whose product is annotated as transcription factor EB. The coding region runs from base 928 to 2493 and encodes 521 amino acids. Gene Ontology annotation, molecular function: protein dimerization activity; DNA-binding transcription factor activity, RNA polymerase II-specific; RNA polymerase II cis-regulatory region sequence-specific DNA binding. Gene Ontology annotation, cellular component: nucleus. The transcript has 14 exons. The record is from RefSeq and is a predicted model, not a curated record. Gene Ontology annotation, biological process: regulation of transcription by RNA polymerase II; positive regulation of DNA-templated transcription; humoral immune response. Lineage: Eukaryota; Metazoa; Chordata; Actinopteri; Perciformes; Percidae.
UGAGGAAAAACUACGUUUCCCACAAACCAAUCUGCGUUUUGCCAUUGGUGGUGGUGCAGGUGACUGCAGACGCUCCGAGUUGUCACAACAUCUCGACGGACAAAACGAAAACAAAUUAGCCUCCGAAGUGGCCGUGGUGGUACACGCUGUAGCAGUCUGUGGAAAUACAGAGAAACUUGAAACUCUUAAGAGUUGUUUUCUUUUUGAACACGACUUCUGUUCCUGAUAGUGCCUGGCAGGAUUGGUAUUAUUAGAGCGCAUGAGAGAAGUGGCCACGCACUUUUCGUGGACCUGACUUCUUUACUGCGUUCUGUCUGACCUUCAGAGCGGACAGAGCAGAAGUGAUGCAGCACACAUACACACAAGCAGAGGCCGUCCCAAUGUGUGCACAGGCGUGUGGAGAUGGAUUGAGGAUUGAUACAGGAAGCAGAGGCGAAGAGCCUCAAGCGGACGGACGCUACAGGCCACACACGCUGGAGACAAACAUUUUGGAAGACUGAUUCUUAUUGAAAAGACUGUUUGAGAGACGUUUUCUUUUUUCCCACAACACAACUUUUUGUAAAUACACCUUUUAAAACCUGAACCACAACACGGAGAGCGGGCUUGCUGGGUCCCGACGCCGACGAAGGGCUGGUGCAGACCCGACGGCAGAGAGGCUGGGACGCACAUCAAAGCGCGCUGGCCGUCUCGACUAGGAAGACACCAAAAGCUAGCUGGCCCAGCUCCGAAAGGCGGAACUCUAAACGACACAGCGGCUGGAUUGAAAUCCACUUUCUUCAACAUCCAGACAUGUAGUCAGCAGCAUAAGCAGAGCGUACUUCCUCUUGUGAACUCUUUUUCCUCUCAAACAGCUUCCUCUACCUUUUCGGGCUGGACUGCGGUGCAUUGACGUCGGCUCGCCCUCCCCUGCCCCCUCGCCCCCCAGCAAUGGCCUCACGCAUCGGCCUGCGGAUGCAGCUGAUGCGAGACCAGCUGCAGCAAGAGGAGCAGCGUGAGAGGCAGCAGAUACAGCAGCAGAAUGCAGCCCUGCAAUACAUGCAGCAUUGCAUGGCUGGGCCACCUGCACCUACCCCAGCCAUUAGCACCCCGCAGCAUCAACAAAGCAUGCAGGUCCCCGUGGAGGUUCUUAAGGUACAGACCCACCUUGAGAAUCCUACCGACUACCACAUCCGUCAGUCUCGGAGGCAACAGGUGAAAGAAUACCUGUCCACCACCUAUGCUACCAAACAGACAGUCAAUGCAUUAGUAGGGCCAGUGCCGCCCUCUCCUCCCACAAACAUGGGACCUACAGGGGGUUCAGCGUCUGCCCCCCCACCCCUUCACUCCCCACACUUUCGCACUGAGCAGCUCAUGUCUGGAAACAGCGCCCCAAACAGCCCCAUGGCCAUGCUCAACAUCGGCUCCAGUCACGAGACAGAGAUGGAUGAGGUCAUUGAUGACAUCAUCAGCAUGCAGUCCAACUACGACGAUAUUCAGGCAUACAUUGACCCCAUCCAGAUGCCAAACACACUCCCCCUGUCAAGCAGUCACCUGGAUGUGUAUACAGGUCCGGGGAUGAAGGGUCCAGCCAUUGCUAUGACCAGCAACUCAUGUCCUGCCAACCUGACCGUCAAAAGAGAACUGUCAGACGCAGAAGCCCGUGCGCUGGCCAAGGAGAGACAGAAGAAAGACAACCACAAUCUGAUUGAAAGGAGGAGGAGAUUCAACAUCAAUGAUCGUAUCAAAGAGCUGGGCACCAUGAUCCCCAAAACCAAUGACCUUGUGCAUAGUGAUGUGCGCUGGAACAAAGGCACUAUACUGCGGGCGUCUGUGGAGUACAUCAAACGAAUGCAGAAGGAUGCACAUAGGUCAAGAGAGGUGGAGAACAACUUCAAAAGGAUGGAGAUGGCAAACAAACAACUGAUGCUACGCAUCCAGGAGUUGGAGAUGCAGGCUCGUAUACAUGGCCUGCCCAGCAACUCUCCUUCUGCCCUGAACCCGCCUGACCUGAUGCCUUCUUAUAUAAAGCAAGAGACCAGCCCAGAGGAGAACCUCUCUCACCCCCUGGCACACGCCCACCACCAGCCCCAGCACUUACCCCAGAACCAGGGUCAUCCCCAGGCCCAGCAGCACCACUUCCUCCCGCAAACCCACCUCCACCCCCAGGGCCAGGUUCAGCAACAGCACAGGCAGCUGCCCCCGCUCCCCCAACACCUGCAGCAGCCCCAGCCACCCAUCCAGUACCCAGCUGUAGGCAGCUCCCAGCCCUUUGACUUUACCCAGUCGCUGGACUUGUGUGAUGGGAUACCCGGCUUCUCAGACGGCAUGUCGGGGCUAGGCGACCUGGGUGGACUGGACGUCCAGGGGACGAGAGGCGAGAUGGGCUUCCUGAUGAUGGACGAGCCCUUGUCCCCUAUGGGAGGAGACCCACUGCUCUCUGCGAUGUCGCCUGAAGCCUCGGUCGACUCCAGCCGCAGAUCCAGCUUCAGCAUAGAGGAUGGAGACAUACUGUAGACACAUACGCACACACACACCCACAUUCACAAAUGCAUACACAAGCACAUGCAGAUGCAGAGGUUUCAGAAAGGUUGCCGUGAAAAUCAAAAUCAAAAAAACAGCAUAAAAAGUGACAGUUCAUCAGCACAACACAUUUACAGCACAGGAAUCUACCACCAGACAUGACAUCAUUCACCCAGUACAUACCCAUACAUACACACACACACACACACACAUAUAUAUAUAUAUAUAUAUAUAUAUACAUCACACAGUUUGAACAUACACCGACGACACUCAUUUGUGGUACAAUUAUUUCCCCUUAACGACACGAGCAAAAGAAGGUACACGGCCCUCACACAGUUGAAAACAUUCUGCAUAGUGCAAACGUUUGCACGCACACACACAAGCGCAUGUGAGAUAAACUGUGCAGCUUGAAACUUUGCCCACAGAGCAUUUACAAGGGGUGAACCAACACUGCCAGGUCAGGAGUUAUAUAGCACAUGUGGCCUUGUUUCCAUAAAGGUGACUCUGAAUCAUAAUUGAACCAGGGCCAAAACCAGCAGUUAAUUAGAUUGACGUUAUCAGAUACAAGGACAACCGAGUGCAUUGUCUCACUUGAUAGAGGACAAGUUAUUUUCUCCUUACAUCAACCUCUUUUAGUAACCAUAAAUGAUUGAGUAAGCGAUAGUGAAUAAAAUGGAAAUAGCUUCAUGGUCCUGCAUGCAUAAUUGAUCUUAAGGGGGAUGCAGUCCAGUCAGAUUGUUCUCUUCCACCAUCUGUUAUUCCAGUGUCGGUUUUAGCCUCUAGCACAAGCUGUUUGGUGUUUGACAACGAUCUGUGUUAGCCUGCUAAGUUGAAAUGUGUUCUUAAAGUGUCCACAUUUUAAAACUCACUGGAGGAGGCAGAUACUCCAGCAUUCAGCAAAGCCCCUUUAAUUUAUUGCAUAUACCCCACUUCUAGCUGUAAUUGUGGUCUUCUCACAAACACAUACACAUGCAAACACACACUGCUGUCCCCCAGUUUCUACACCUUUCAACACUUGACACUGCCAUGACCUUUGAGGGAGUAGAGAAAACAUUUGGAUGGUCUCCCGAAUACAGCGUGUCGUCCACAACUGUGAGGUGUCAAAAUACUCAGGUACUGUAACAGAAUACACAAGCCGGGUCAUUUUUAAGCAGUAGCAGAUGUUAACCUGAACUGUGUCCGGCUCAUGACCCCUAUCAAUGUGCCUUUUCAUUUUUGCAGCUGCUGCUCUUCAAAGGCGUGUUUUUAUAGGUUGGAGAUCCUAACCAGAGUUUAGAUUUAAUAUCAACUUCAAUUAUGCCUGUAAAUGCUUUAGAGUUAGCUUCUGUACCAUCUAUACCUUUGUUGUUGCAGGAGAUAAAUGUUUAAUUUUUCUCUCACUAAUUGAAUUUGUAGGGCCCAGCUUGCAUGAGAGGCCCAGGUGAAGGAAACAUUUGGUGGCAGGGUUUAAUACUGUAGAGAGAAAGAGUUAGUUUGUCUUAGCUGGCAGCGUAAGUAGUGUAGUCUUCACUGUAAAAGCACACACUUGCAUGCAUUGUCGCUCUCACUCAGUUCACAAACAGGCAUGCGUUAAAAGGGCAGAUGCUCACCUAAUACACACACAUGAUGAACACGUACAAACAAUACAUACAGUGCAGCCGUGAGGCUGUUUUCAAAUCAGCUUGUAAACAAGUCUCCUGUGCUUCAGUCUCUCCCCGGACGAGCUGAGUGAAGCUGCCAGCUGCAGAGGUGAAACUCAGGUCUGCUGUCCAAAGUGCCACCUAAUGAAAAUCUGCUAUCCUACUGGUUACAGUUGUCACGGCGAUGGUUGGGGAAGGCUGAGUUGGACCUGACUUGUAUCUCUGCUGUGGUAGACCUGGAGCUUGGCUUUGAUUUGAUAUAGCUUAUGAUCAGUACUGAUAAAAGUAGGAAAAAAAAACGUUGAUGGUGAUUUUUUUUUUUUUGAUUAAAAGAAGUGUUUGUUUUCUUUAUUAUUAUAGUUUGUUGUUUAUUAUUAUAUCUCCCAAAGCACUGGAAACUAUAUUGUUGUUUUGACUUUGUACGUGGAAGAAUUAUUGAAUAAGAUUUAUUUCAGAUGUUAUAUGUCACUAAGCCACUUAAAUGUAUUUUAUUUGUAUUUGUUUUAGUUCUAUUUCAAUUUUAUUUCAAAACUACCCUUUUUUCUCAGAGCCAUUUUCAGUAUGCACACUGUAAAGGCACACACACCACCAAUGUUUUAUUGGAGAAGGAGUAAGUUGCCGUUUAUAAACUUCCUGAUUUCAACUGACUUUAUGAAGAGGUUAUGUACAUUUAUGAUGCCAUUUUUAUAUGAUUGGGUUUUUAUUUUUAUCUCUAUUUUAACUUUUUGGAGCCAGACAGAAACUUGAUUAUUUGAUUUGAUUGAAUUCAAAUUGCUCAUUGUAUGAAUGUAAGCUUUACUACUGGUUCUGGUCAGACCGAAGCAGGUCGGCGUUUUCGCCAUGCCUCCUUCCUCCCUGACUUUGGUUUCCAUGGAGAACGGAAGACGACUGACUUCACAUAAACUCUGAGACGAGGAGUUGUGGUUGCCAUGGCGUGGUAUCAGUGACUCUGUGUUGGUCUCUGUCUUUCUGCCAGAGUUGUGCCUUUUCCCUGUCAGCCACAGUUUGACUUUUGUUGUACUUUCACCCAGCCAACACUCCAAAGAGCUGCUCAGGCCUCAUCUACUCUUCCACUAGAGGGCGCUCUGCAGGCAAACUACACAGGGAAAAGUGGUUCUGAUUUACUGAGAAUAUAAAAUGUUUUACCAGAAUCCA